This is a messenger RNA of Eimeria necatrix, 789 nucleotides long. RefSeq lists its product as hypothetical. The record is from RefSeq and is a predicted model, not a curated record. The coding region runs from base 1 to 789 and encodes 262 amino acids. The transcript is spliced from 2 exons. Lineage: Eukaryota; Apicomplexa; Conoidasida; Eucoccidiorida; Eimeriidae.
AUGGAGCUCCUUCCAAGGCUUUCUGCAGAGCGUAACCUUCUAGGCACCGACGACUGUGAUGCUCCUUUGAAUCGUGUGGCGGCCGAUGAGGGAAAUGCAGCCCUCAAAACAAGAAACCAGGUGCCUUCUAACCAACAGGUGCAACAAGCGAGCAGUGAAUGCGGAGCUGAUAAAAAGCGCCUUGAGUUCCAGCAGGCGCUUGAAGUACGAUUCGGCCCUCCUUCCCUUGCCUCUGCUCGGAAUUCAACGGAUCGCACAAGUUUCCCGCCAGCAGCUAGGCCCAUUCACGACGGGUCCGACGAACACAUAGGGAGUUUUCCUCCAAAAGCGUGCGAAGAAAGGCAGAAGGGGGAAACAGGAGGAACGCAGCAGGACAAUGACAUACUCGAUGAUGACGUCACGCGCACACUAGUGGUUGCUGGAGCGUGGGGUCCAGGUCGCCACGGUUUACCUCCCUAUGCUGCUAUCCGAGGUGAAGUUUGGGGGAGCUUUGAGUUCAGUGUAGACCCUUCACCCCACUCAAGAUUGUUUACUUUCGAGCCCUCGAAGGGGACUGUCUACCAUGGAAGCAAGCAAAUGAUUCGUGUUCUCUUUUCUCCUCAGAACCCGACACCCACAGAGGAACGCAUCCGCAGUGUGUUGAGCCAUAUACCACCUGGAGCUCUGAAAACCCAAGAGGUGACGGCUACGGCAAGGCUUUACUACCGCGGAGCCCCCGGAACAUCAUACUCACAGGGCCAAGAAGUGGCAAUGAUACGGUUGAUAGCGCCUUUCUCUGGCGCAUUAUGA